Molecule: messenger RNA, 943 nt
Organism: Eucalyptus grandis
Lineage: Eukaryota; Viridiplantae; Streptophyta; Magnoliopsida; Myrtales; Myrtaceae
Product: transcription factor bHLH162-like
Exons: 3
Coding region: 52-666 (204 amino acids)
Biological process (GO): regulation of transcription by RNA polymerase II
Cellular component (GO): RNA polymerase II transcription regulator complex
Molecular function (GO): DNA-binding transcription factor activity, RNA polymerase II-specific; RNA polymerase II transcription regulatory region sequence-specific DNA binding; protein dimerization activity
Source: RefSeq, a predicted model, not a curated record
UUCAGUAAGGUGCAUGCCCUUCCCAACAAGGAAUGUAAUCGAACAUGUUAUAUGCACUCAGAUUUCUCGGUAACAAAUGCUGCUCUGAUCUCGGUGUUCAGUAAUUCAAGGCGUGGCAUGAUGGAGAGCAAGCCCGGUUCAUCCAGACACGACCGCAAAACGAGAGAGAGAAACAGGAGAAAUCAAAUGAAGGCCCUCUUCUCCGAGCUGCACUCCCUUGUUCCUCCAUGGAGUCCUACGGAAUCAACAUUGUCAUUGUCCGAUCAAUUAAGUGAAGCGGCCAAUUACAUAAAGAGCUUAAAAGUGAAGGUGGAGGAAAUGAGGGAGCAGAAACAGAACUUGUUAGAAGUAGAAAAGAUCAACACGACCAUGAACAAUGGACCGAUGAUUAAAUUCAAGUCGCCGGAGAUCAGAAUUUGGAACACUGGGUCAAUUUUGGAGGUUGUCCUUGUUACUGGAUUGGAUGACCAAUUCAUGUUCAAUGAGACUGCUCAGGUGAUUCAUGAAGAAGGAGCUGAUAUUGUCAAUGCCAGUUUCUCUUAUGUUGGUGAUGCAAUGCUUCACACCUUUCAUGCCAAGGUUGGCGAAGGCGAUUCUCCAGACGAGAGAAUAUCUGAGAGGCUACGGAAGAUUGUCAAUGAUAUGCUGAUGGAGUUUCAUCCUUAAUCUAGUGCCGGUUGAAUGUUGCAGAAUUAUUGAAUCUUCAGAGGUUUGUCACUGUUUUCUUAUGAAUAUGUGACUUCAUAUAUAAUUCCGUGGAGUUGCAAAAUGAUUUUCUAAAAGCUCCAAACAAGCUAGCUCUAGCUUUUCCAAUCCUUCUCAUUUGUUACCUGACAUAGUACCAUGUUAUUACGAUCGUCUUGUACUCUCACACUCUCUCUAAACAAUUUCCUCACUUACUGACUAUAUGUGUGAACAUCAAUACACUUUUCAUUUCUGAAAC